Sordaria macrospora k-hell is the source of this 456-nucleotide messenger RNA. RefSeq lists its product as uncharacterized. The record is from RefSeq and is a predicted model, not a curated record. Lineage: Eukaryota; Fungi; Ascomycota; Sordariomycetes; Sordariales; Sordariaceae.
AUGCCCGAAAUCUCCCGCACCUACAACAACCCCCUAGCCUCCCACCAAGCCCGCCACCACCACGACUUGCGCGGCACCGACGGCGGCCCUACUUCCUCACAGCCGGGCGGUGCAGAAUCUGAGCCUUCAGGCGGCGAGACGCGCGCCGAGCACGAGGCUAAUAAGCCUAAGCACCCCGUUGACGAAGCUUUGCGGCCUGCGCAUGUGCUGGGUGGGGAGAAGAAUAUGGGGGCUCCUGAAAUACUUGAUGUUAAGGGGGGGAAAGAGGGGGGAGGUUUGCAGGGGAAAGGACUGAAGGGGACGUUGGAUAGGAUGAUGGGUGGCCGAAGCAACCAAAUCAAGGACUUGUCUACAUCGAUGCCAACGACACCGCUGCUCGAAGAACCCCCGGAGACAUUUACUCUGUCCGGAGCAGCUCAUGGGAAAAAGAAGAAAAAAUUGCAAGGCGACGUAUAA